CCGGCCACUUAGCCCGCUCUUCUGGCCCCGCCCCACGCCAGCGGGGUCCGCCUCGCGCUACGCGUAGGAAGGCGGGGCCUAGGGGCAAGACGCCGGAGCUAGUCCCGGUCCCGCAGACUACUCUCCCCCAUGGCGGACUGUACUGGGCCGGGUUCUGCCGGCCGCAAGGCCGGGGCUCCUCGCCGCUCUCGAAAAGCCGCAGGUACUAAACAGACAACUACUUUGAAACAAGAAGAUGCUUCUAAAAGGAAAGCAGAACUAGAAGCAGCUGUGAGAAAGAAGAUUGAAUUUGAAAGAAAAGCUCUACAUAUUGUUGAACAGCUUUUAGAAGAGAAUAUUACAGAAGAGUUCCUAAUGGAGUGUGGGAAGUUCAUUACACCUGCUCACUACAGCGAUGUCGUGGAUGAACGUUCUAUUGUCAAACUCUGUGGUUAUCCUUUAUGUCAGAAGAAGCUGGGAAUUGUACCAAAACAGAAAUAUAAAAUUUCUACCAAGACCAAUAAAGUCUAUGAUAUUACUGAAAGAAAGUCUUUUUGCAGCAAUUUUUGUUAUCAAGCAUCUAAGUUUUUUGAAGCACAAAUUCCCAAAACUCCAGUAUGGGUUCGAGAAGAAGAGAGGCAUCCCGAUUUUCAACUGCUAAAGGAAGAACAGAGUGGCCAUUCUGGAGAAGAAGUACAGUUAUGCAGUAGAGCCAUUAAAACAUCAGAUAUCGACAAUCCUAGCCACUUUGAAAAGCAAUAUGAAUCUUGUUCUUCUAGCACUCACAGUGAUAGUAGCAGUGACAAUGAGCAAAACUUUGUUUCCUCUAUUCUACCAGGAAACAGACCAAAUUCAACAAGUAUUAGACCACAGCUGCACCAAAAAAUCAUAAUGAAAAAGAAAGCUGGUCACAAAGCUGACUCCAAACACAAAGACAAAGAACAGACAGUAGUAGAUGUCACUGAGCAGUUAGGCAAUUGCAAAUUAGAUAGUCAGGACAAAGAUGCUACAUGUGAACUUCCUUUACAGAAAGUAAAUACUCAGAGUUCUUCAAGUAGCACUUUGCCUGAAAGAUUAAAAGCUUCAGAAAAUUCUGAAAGUGAAUACAGUAGGUCAGAAAUAACUCUAGUAGGCAUAAGUAAGAAAAGUGCAGAGCAUUUUAAGAGAAAAUUUGCCAAAUCAAACCAAGUGUCUAGGUCAGUCUCUAGUUCAGUGCAGGUGUGUCCUGAAGUUGGAAAGAGGAACUUACUUAAAGUUUUGAAGGAGACUUUGAUUGAGUGGAAGACAGAAGAAACUUUGAGGUUUUUGUAUGGCCAGAAUUAUGCUUCUGUGUGUCUGAAACCUGAAGCCUGUCUGGUUAAAGAAGAACUUGAUGAAGAUGACAUAAUCCCAGAUCCAGAUAGUCAUUCCCCUGCCUGGAGGGAAUCUCAGAACAGCUUGGAUGAGUCUUUACCUUUUAGGGGCUCAGAUACAGCCAUUAAACCACUGCCGAGUUACGAGAAUUUGAAAAAAGAAACUGAAAAGUUAAAUCUGAGGAUCAGGGAGUUUUAUAGAGGACGAUAUGUUUUGGAUGAAGAAACCACCAAAUCACAAGACUCAGAAGAGCAUGAUUCCACCUUUCCACUGAUAGACUCAAGUUCCCAGAACCAGAUUAGAAAACGCAUCGUACUUGAAAAGUUGAGUAAAGUAUUGCCUGGGCUUCUGGGUCCUCUUCAGAUUACAUUGGGAGAUAUUUACACACAACUUAAAAAUCUUGUUCGAACUUUCAGGUUAACAAAUAGAAAUAUUAUACACAAACCUGCGGAAUGGACUUUAAUUGCUAUGGUGUUGCUGUCAUUACUGACCCCAAUUCUUGGCAUUCAGAAACAUUCUCAGGAAGGUAUCGUGUUUACACGGUUUCUAGACACCCUGCUUGAAGAAUUACAUCUAAAGAAUGAAGACCUUGAAAGUUUAACCAUCAUAUUUAGAACCAGCUGUUUACCUGAGUGAUAUAUUCCAUGAAGACAAAAUAGAAGAUGAACUUCUAUUCACCGUUUCUGGAAUUCUAGCCACCAUUAUGGUCUGGUGGUGACUGAUAACUAGCUUUAUUCCAAGACAGACCUUUACCUCUUUAAGUUUCAGCCUCCCAUCUUCCAGUCCCUCAGUCUCCAACUGCAGACGAUGACCUCCCCAGAUAGAGGAGAAUCAUUACUCCAACAAGGAUAACCAAAUCUUUGCAUCCCUAGCUACAAGGCAUAGUAUUUUUAUUUGAAAAUGAAUGUUUAAGUAUUAAAUUGAAACUUGAAUGAAUAUUCAAGAAAAUAUAAUGAU
Rhinopithecus roxellana (golden snub-nosed monkey) is the source of this 2289-nucleotide messenger RNA. RefSeq names its product RNA polymerase II associated protein 2 (gene RPAP2). Lineage: Eukaryota; Metazoa; Chordata; Mammalia; Primates; Cercopithecidae. The record is from RefSeq and is a predicted model, not a curated record. The coding region runs from base 130 to 1968 and encodes 612 amino acids. Gene Ontology annotation, cellular component: nucleus; cytoplasm. The transcript has 13 exons. Gene Ontology annotation, molecular function: RNA polymerase II CTD heptapeptide repeat phosphatase activity; RNA polymerase core enzyme binding.